AUGGAUGCAUCACUAAGGGAAGUUUCUGCCAAACUGGAAGUUCUGGAGGCCAAUGAUGAGGGAAAGAAGAAAUCUAAAUUUAAAGCCUUCAAGAAUUUUUUUGGCAAGAAGAAGAAAAAAGAGCCUGAAGGUAUCCAGAGAAGAAGCAGCAGCCUGAAACCAAGCUCGUCCAACAGCAGUAUCAACGACUCUUCUCUGAAUCUGGUUCAGGAAGUUCAACAACCUACAUUUAGGUAA
This is a messenger RNA of Pipistrellus nathusii (Nathusius's pipistrelle), 237 nucleotides long. The record is from the annotation of a GenBank genome assembly. NCBI's taxonomy places the organism in Eukaryota, Metazoa, Chordata, Mammalia, Chiroptera, Vespertilionidae.